UGAUUUCCUCUAAGACUACAUGUCAAAAUUACCAAAUGUUUUACAUCCAAUAGCCGAUGAUUAAUAAAUCAAUGUGCUCUAGUGGUGUUGUUAUAAUAAAAAAAUAGUAUUGUGGCUAGUUUUGUUUCUAAAAGUAUAUUUAGAAACACCACACAAAGGAACAACGAGAGGUGCCAUAUAAAAUAAAGCAAUAAAUUCAACAUAUACCAUGGUUAAUUUAGUUGUAAUAAAAGAAAACACAAAACGGAUUAGCAAUUAUUAAUACCUAAACCUCUACAUUUUCAGACAACCUAGACAAUGACACAAAAACAAAGAUUAGCGGGGAAUGGAGCAGUGGCCAUCUUUAUUUGUGUCUUCAUGCUGGAUAUGUCUUUCCUUUCUGCCCGUGAAACUGCCUUUUUCAGCAGACUUCCGGGAUAUCACGUGACCAGUUCAGCCAUGCGCACAGUAGCAUGUCCGGUAAACAAAUGCUCGUUGUCAUUCUGUGCAGACAGUCGGUGUCUGGCCGUCAGUUUCCACAGAGGUAAUCAGAUAUGUCAACUCCACGACAAACUGAUCCACUCGCCGGAAGUGACGUAUGAAAGAUCGCCAUACUGGGAAUACCUCCAGCUAAAGACAGAGUAUGUGCUGUAUAGGGACUGGAUUUUGGUAUUCCGAGCUACUAGUCGCAUUAAUCAAUCAGCGUAUGACACGUGGACCACCCCUGGACAUUACGACGACUACCCAGCACUACGUCACGACGUCCCUGUUGGUUGUUUGUCGGUGAACGGGUCACACUCCUGUGACAGACACUUCAAAAGUAAACUCAUCGACAUCUGGAACUCCUCUAAUAUCGCACAGGUGAGACUGGUACUGUACGAAAACGGAGUUGCCAUGGAAAAUAUAACGUUCAUAGCUGCCGGGAUGUCGUCGACGACGUGGUUUACAUCAUCUAGAAUGACAUCAUCAUCAUGGAGUGAUAUGUCAAACAACAAUUUCAACUACUUUUCUCAAGGUGGCUUUAGGUAA
Messenger RNA from Gigantopelta aegis, 1008 nucleotides. RefSeq lists its product as uncharacterized. The record is from RefSeq and is a predicted model, not a curated record. The coding region runs from base 298 to 1008 and encodes 236 amino acids. The transcript is spliced from 3 exons. Lineage: Eukaryota; Metazoa; Mollusca; Gastropoda; Neomphalida; Peltospiridae.